AUGGAUAAUGGACAGCAUGCGGCAACAGCAAUCGAAUCAUCAGUUGUUCGUGAUACAUUCGACGAGCCCCUUGGAACUCCGUCAUUGAUUGGCUUGCAGCAGUUGACUGAUGGGCUUUGGGAUAAUAUCACCUAUAACACCAAUACUGAGAAUGCAUUUAUCGACAUGAAUGACGAUAUACUGACGUUGAAUAUACCGCCAAUGGAUUAUGAGCGAACAACAAGUGAGAAUUUCGCCGAUAUUGUGUUAUCACAGCUUGAUAAUCGAGAUGAAAACCUCUCCCGCAGUUGUGGCAUUGACGAAUUAAAAGAAAUGAAUAUUGCUGCACUGAAAUCAGUGCCAACUUCUGCUGUCAGACCGGAGACUGAUGCAUUUCAACUAGAAUUUGAUGUGACAGUAGAAGGAGGGCGUCAAAGUGCUUAUAUCUUCAAAGGUCGCUCACUUUUUGCGAAGAUGAAUACCAAUGUCAUAUUUGCAGUGAAAUGUCCUAUUCCUCCUCCCCCAAAAUCAUUCAUUCGGAUUUGUGCUAUUUAUUUGGAUAACAUUUAUGCUCAUGUUCCAGUUCGUCGAUGCGAUUAUCAUCGUUCGCGAGACAGAAAUCAGGAAGAGCACUUCUUAAUUGUGACUAAUAAUUGCAAAGCACAACAUCUGAUAGAAAAAGUAAAAAAUGAAGAAGGUUCUCGUUCAUUUGCAGUUGUACCUUUCGACGCACUUCAUGCAAACAAAUGUUUGAUGCUACAGUUCCGGUGCUAUUCGUCUUGUGUUGGUGGUAUCAAUCGGCGGCAAGUAGUGUUGUGUUUCUCUUUAGAAAAUGGUGAUCAUUUACUUGGGGAGAGUAAGAUGCACCUGAAAGUUUGUUCACUUCCAAGUCGAGAUGCAAAUUUGGAUGUUGCUAAUUUGCCACGUAACAAACGUCCACCUGCCAAACACUAUCCAGCAGUUGCAGAAGUUGUUUCUGUUUCAACAAAAAAUACACCGCAACAAGCAUGGGAUGAUGACGAUACAAUUUAUUCGUUAGAGAUUCGUGGAAAACAUUUGUAUAAAAUAGUUUGUGCUAUUGUCGGUAAUUUCGAGUUAACCAGAAAUUUGCUGAAAGAUAAAAGUCAAAGGAAUAAUAAAGACAUGUUGACGGUGAGUGACGGUUCAAGCUCGCUAUCACAGAAUACUCCCAUUGAUUCGUGGCUGAACACUUUGGAAUUGUCGAAAUAUAAGCACUUAUUUGCGGAUCGGUCGUUUUAUGUAAUUGGUGAUCUUGAUGGGGUCAUCAACAAAAUGUAUUUAUUGUCGAUAGGUGUUACCGAAGAAGAUGCUACAAAGAUGUUAAACUCAUAUUUGGCUUGGUUCAAUAUUUUUAACUCUCAGCGCCUGAGCAGUUUGUCAUCCGAAGGUUCUACAAUUCGAGUGCAAAGGACUCGUGUAAGCGGUUCUCUUCGGCUACCACACUCAAAGUAG
Messenger RNA from Cercopithifilaria johnstoni, 1452 nucleotides. The record is from the annotation of a GenBank genome assembly. NCBI's taxonomy places the organism in Eukaryota, Metazoa, Nematoda, Chromadorea, Rhabditida, Onchocercidae.